Messenger RNA from Myotis myotis, 2599 nucleotides. It is a transcript of the gene TCF19, whose product is annotated as transcription factor 19. The transcript has 3 exons. Gene Ontology annotation, cellular component: nucleus. Lineage: Eukaryota; Metazoa; Chordata; Mammalia; Chiroptera; Vespertilionidae. Gene Ontology annotation, biological process: regulation of gene expression. Gene Ontology annotation, molecular function: protein binding. The coding region runs from base 1066 to 2100 and encodes 344 amino acids. The record is from RefSeq and is a predicted model, not a curated record.
UCUCCGCGCCCUGGCGGCUCCUCCCAACUCCGGGAACCCGGGAAAACUUGUCAACCAAUCAGAAAAGGCGGAAGCGGGACCUGAGGGACCCGUCCGACCCUGACCAAUGGAGCGGAGGUGACCCCGGGAGCUGACCAAUCAGGAACGGCACGGGGCAGGCUUGCGGGCGCCAAGUUCGGACCCGGGAAUUCCGAAGGCGGGGUCUGCGCUGCCCGCGCGCGGAGGCCGCGCCCCCCGGGCCCGCGCCCUCGCUGUCAAACAGCUGCGGAGCGCCCGCCGGGCCGGAGCCCGAGGGUCCCGGACGCCGCGCCGGCCGGCACUGCCUGCAGAAACCGUUCCGAGACUGCACCACGCGGUAGAUCCGGCACCGGGCUGGGGUGGGCAGAAGGCUGGGUUUGCCUCGCAUCGUCUCGGGGAGCUGUUUCUGUUCCUCCACCCCACCCCCCGGAGAAGCCGGCAGAUGGGGUUUAGGACCAGUGUCUUGGAGAACGUAGGGACCGUUCUCUCUGCCUUUUUGGGGGUGACAGUGGAGUCACUUCCCACUGGUUUCAACCUAGCUAGUUAUGAGCGAGGGGUUGGCCAGGAGAGCGAGGCGCGGGCGAGCAGGAGGGCUGGCUACUCCAUUUGGAUAAGCGGGUCUGACAGGACAAAGCUGUUUUCUCCAAUGUCAUCGCGGUGACAGGUUAGCAUUGCAGAAUUAGGAGCGCGCCGGUUUGCAGUUCCCCGGAAGCUGCCUAACGGUAUGUUGCCUCGAACAGAUUGAAGGCACCCGGGAAAUUCUGCGGCCUGAGGAUCCGGUUCAUCCAAGGUGCCAUACGACGUGCUCGUUGUGCACUGCCCCGAAUUUUUCCGCUUUGGAGCUGCUUGACAGCCAUUUUGCAUCGCGUGCCUAGAAUCCUUGCAUUCUGAAUUUGCUCAGGGACUGUGCUCAAAGUUGAAAUUGCACAAAGCACAACUCAAGCUUGCACCAGACAGAACGUGAGCCUGGACCCCCGUGCAUGGCCCAGGAGGGGGAGCGGUGAUGGAGCCCUGACGUGGAAGAGCUGGUGUGCAGUGGCACUGCCUAUGCUGCCCUGCUUCCAGCUGCUGCGCAUUGGGGGCGGCAGGGGCGGUGACCUCUACACUUUCCACCCCCCAAGCGGAACUGGCUGCACCUAUCGUUUGGGCCGCAGGGCCGACCUGUGUGAUGUGGCCCUGCGGCCCCAACAGGAGCCCGGCUUCAUCUCCGGAGUCCAUGCAGAGUUGCACGCUGAGCGCCAGGGUGAUGACUGGAGGGUCAGCCUGGAGGACCACAGCAGCCAAGGGACUUUGGUCAACAAUGUCCGACUCCCUAGGGGUCACAGGCUGGAGUUAAGCGAUGGUGACCUUCUGACCUUUGGCCCUGAAAGGCCCCCAGGAACCAGCCCCUCGGAGUUCUACUUCAUGUUUCAGCAAGUCCGAGUCAAACCUCAAGAUUUCGCUGCCAUUACCAUCCCACGGUCUAGGGUAGAAGAGGGAACCGGGGUUGGUUUCCAGCCCAUGCUGCCUCCCCAGGGGGCUCCGCAGCGCCCCCUCAGCACCCUGUCCCCUGCACCAAAAGCCACACUGAUCCUCAACUCCAUUGGCAGCCUCAGCAAGCUCCAGCCACAGCCCCUCACCUUCUCCAGGAGGGGGGGUGGGCCACCGAGCCUACCUCCCCACACUCCCCAUGGGAAAGAGGGGACCACCCCUUCUGCCCCAACCCCAAGAAAUAGAAGGAAAUCAGCUCACCGAGUGUUGGCAGAAUUGGAUGAUGAGAGAGAGGCUCCUGAGAGCCCCCCAGUCCUUAGAGAGCCCAGGAAGAAACUCUGUGUAGAGAAGACUCCACUGACACCCAGUGGAAAUCGACUUGGGCAUCCUCCGAAGCACCCCGUGAGCACCCCCAUGACUCCUCCUGUGGUUGGGGGCGGGGAGCCCUGUGCAGCCCCUUGUUGCGGCCUGCCCCAAGAAGAAACAGUGGCCUGGGUUCAGUGUGAUGGAUGUGACCGCUGGUUCCACGUGGCCUGUGUUGGCUGCAGUAUCCAGGCUGCCAGGGAGGCUGACUUCCGGUGCCCAGGGUGUCACAUGGGCGUCCAGACCUAAGGCCCACCACCAAGGAGCCUGAGGAUAGAGCUGGCCAUGGAUGGAUACAGUGGGACACCAGUGGGUCCUAAGAAAUCCCUCUUCUCUUGCCUCCCCAGGAGGGAAUGACUACAGGGCAGGGGCCCAUUGCUAUGGAUCCCAGGUCUGGAACAGGCCCUCUCGGCCAAGGUGACAGAAGAGAUGGCUUCCUGCCAAAGAUAAUGCCUUCAGGAAGUUGCUAGUGAGCCGUAAAUUCCGUUACAAGUCAUAGACCCUUAUUGUCACGGACACUAGUGUCUGAUCAGAGCAUCAUCAACUACAGAGACCACCUGUGCCUGAAGAUAUAAGCCCCAGACCCAAACAAGUGAGUUCUCAACUUGGAUGGUACCACCUAAGGCAUUCUGGGAAAACCUAGGGCACAGCCCCCAAACUCUAAUCCUACCGCUGACUAUGUUUGUAGCCUGUGGCCUGGCUUUUCAGAGAUUUGCUUCCGUUUCCAAAUAAAGAAUGAAAAUAUUAA